AACAACGAGACGCUGCCGAGAUGAAGGCGUCAAUUAGAAAUGAAGAAUCAAGACUGAAAGAAACUAAAAGACACAGGAAGUCGGUGAGGGAAGUUCAGUGGUUUCUUGCGUCACAGACAUUUUAGACUGAAGCUUGUGCCGGUGCAGAGAGAGAAAGAUAUAUUCUUUAUCUCUGCUAUUCUGGACAAUAUCCAUUCGUCAGAUCACAAUGUAGUCCAUCACUCAAACACUAUCAGUGGAUCUGUUUACAAGUUUGGUUCUUGGAGCAACGCUGGAUGCACCGGAUUACCACCAUGUGUGGUAUAAGUGUAGUACUUCACACAUGAUCGUUUAUUGCAGCAGCUGGCACAGGAAUCCACAGGAUUGAAUGUUAGAGAGGCGAUAUGAGGAGAGGACGCAGAAAAGGAGGAAGUCGGGAGAAGGUAUUCGGAUGCGACCUGCUAGAACAUCUGACCUCCACCGCGCAAGAGAUUCCUCUAGUAUUACGCAGCUGUAGUGAAUUCAUUGAGGAACAUGGAAUCGUUGACGGGAUUUACAGACUGUCAGGAGUUUCCUCAAACACACAGAAAUUAAGAUCUGAGUUUGAUUCUGAAGGAACUCCUGACCUCUGUAAGGAUGUUUAUCUGCAGGAUAUUCACUGCGUCAGUUCUCUAUGUAAAGCUUACUUCAGAGAACUGCCCAACCCUCUGCUCACAUAUGAACUCUAUGAUCACUUUGCCGAUGCUGUGGCUGUUCAACUGGAAGAUGAGAGACUGGUGAAGAUUAAAGAGGUGUUGAAGGAUCUACCUGUCCCUCACUACAGGACUCUGGAGUAUUUGAUGCGACAUCUAGUCAAGAUGUCCACACACGCACCUCAGACCAACAUGCACACCAGAAACCUCGCCAUUGUUUGGGCCCCAAACCUCCUCAGAUCGAAGGACAUCGAGUCGACUGGUUUUAAUGGCACAGCAGCAUUCAUGGAGGUGCGAGUUCAGUCCAUCGUGGUCGAGUUUAUUCUCACUCAUGUGACCGAGCUCUUCCCUGGAACAGGAUUGGCGAUGGAGCGCAGGAAGUCCCUCCCCUCACCCUCAGCGCUGUCCAAUCAGGAUGAAAAGUUUUUAAAGUCCCUUCCCUUAUAUUGUUCCGGAAACCUCAGCCCUGGUGAUGGGCUGCCGCCCAUGCGACCGUACCACGCUAUCAUUGACGGCACUGACAAGAGGAAGGGUUCCCUCAAAGGCAGAAAUUGGAGGUCUAUCUUUAAUUUGGGUGGGAGACUGCAUGAUUCACGCAAGAAGAGCAAAUGCUGUGCUAAAGAUAAAGAGAAGACAUCUCUGCGGCCGGCGAAAAGCAUGGACUCUCUGAGCUCAGGGCCUUAUGCGGUGGAAGAUUCGAAGCAUCCUCAAACUCUUCCUCCUCUGGUCCUGUCCGUGGCCUCAGGCAGCUCAGAGGGCGUGUCUUCUGUCGGUGGGGGCGUGUCUAGUGGUUAUGCGGUGACUUACAGGCGCACGGGCGGGGCACAGGUGAGCAUGGUGAGUGGAGGGACUGCAGGUACUUACAAUCGUCUGGAUGCAGGAGGCGGAGCCAUCGGAGCAGAGGGGCCAUCGCAGGGUGUGUCCAGAUCACCGGGCAUGACGAGCAAAGCGGACCGGCGCGCUGGUAUCCACAUAUCAGGACCCUUCUCAGUGACGGUUCCCCUUCACAUUACAUCGGGUUUGGCUCUGGGUGUUCUACAGGGGGGAUGGAAUGAGAAGGAAGAAAAUGGUGAGGAAGAUCAACCAGAAACAGAGGAAAAGGAGGACACAGUGUGGAAAGAGAAAGAGAGGAAAUCCACAGAUGGGGAUUCACAAACAGAGAGAAGAAAUAAUGAUGUUCAAGAAAGUAGAGGAAACAGCAAAAGCCACAUGGACAGUCAGGAUGAUUGUGGGAAGGAAAUAUCAACGAUUACAGGAAAGGAGAACGUUACGCCGGAGGAGCAAGACAUAUCCAGCGCCAGGGGAGCAGAGAAGGAAGAUCUGACCCUGAAUCAAGAGACUGUGAAGGCAAACGUAGAAGAUACAGAGCCACAGGACAAAACGGAAACAGCCGAGGAGGAUUACUUGGACAUGAGAGGUCACCUGAAUCAAGAAUCAUCUGCAGCUCACUGGGGGACUGACUGUCCACUGUCCCCCAUCUAUGCGGAGUUUCCUGAUCAGGACUUCCCACUAGAUUUCCAGGAAGCCUUCGGGUUCCUCGAUUUGAUGGACAGCAGUGCAUCAAACCAGGUUGAGUUUUCCGUAGAGCCACCCUGUUUUGAAGAGGAAGAUGAGGAAGAGGAGGAUGAAAACAAGGACAAUCAGGCUCUCUGCUAUGCAUUGCAAAACCACAGUAAUGACUUUAAAGCUCCUGCAGCCAAAAGCAUCACUCCGACGUUCACACACCAGCCUCUAUCUGGCAAAUCACAUAGCUUAUCUUAUAAGUCCCACCCCUUCAUGCCCGCCCUGUCAUUAUCCUCGGAUGAUGAAUACAGCCCUGGUGAUGAUGAUGAUGAAGAUUAUUCUGAUAAAGGAUCUGAAUACGAGGACAUGUUUUGUCAAAGUCUACCCUCAAGUCGUGAUUUUCAAGGUCUAUCCUGGUCAAGUCCACAAACAUCUGCCUCCACAAACAGUGAGGUUGAUGUUCACUCGAGCAACCAAUCAGAAUGCUUAGAUGAAGCACACAGAAUACAUCUUCCAGAGAGCAGGAAAGAUGUGCAAUCCAUCAGCCAAUCAGAAGACAUGAUUCUUACAGCUACCACAAUGAUAGACAACAGUGAAGAGCAUCUCAGCUCAGACGUGUCAAAGAUGAACAGUCCUCAUAUGGAUGAAAAGAAGAAUGAAGAGAGAGAAUCAGAGGAUGUGGAGAAUGAUAUACACGCUUUAACGGUAGAAGACAACCCAGAAAGUGAAGCCAGUGAAGAGGACACAUAUUUUGGACCAGACUCGAUACCGUCUUCGCCAGAGCCCAACCAGACCGAAACUGCCACCAGCAUCAGUGUCCACGAUGAGCCCAUCCCAGGACAGUUUCCAGAUGUAGAGACUCAACCGAUGCUGGAUGCAGACGGUUACCAAGACAGCACAGCAUGUGAUGUCAUAAUCACUGAUGACCUCACUGCCACGGACUCCGCCUCAUUGGCUCCUCAAGAUGAAGUGAAGACAGAUCCACCACCAGAGGAAGAAAAAACGGUUUUAGGUGACAGUAAGAUGAAUGAGGAGAUGAGUAGAUCAGAAGAAGGUGAAACAGAGGAACAGAAGAAGACAGAAGAAACUACGGAUGAAGGGAAGAAUAUAUUGGAGGCUGAGGAGUUAAAAACGACUGAACGUGAAGAAAAAUGGAGAGAAAAUGAAGAGAAUCCUGAGGAAAAAGCUCAAGAGAUGGAAGAGUGUGUACACAUCAAUGAAAUGGUUCAAGACUCAGAGGAAGAUGCAUCUGUAGAAGGAUGUAGUGAUGAAAAAGUAGAACAAAAACUAAAAGAUUUAGAGGAAGACGAUGGAGAAAAGACAAGCAAUGACAAGAACAUUGUCGGUUCUGAGGAGAAUGCCAACGAUAAAUCAGACAGUUGUAAUGAGUUAAGUUCUACAGACAUAGUUAAGGGACAUUUUUCUCAUGAAGAGAUAUUUGAAGUAACAGAGGGUCAUUCAAAUAGAGGCGAUCUCGAACAGUCCACAUUCAUGCAUCAACCAGACGAGGUUCCGUGUGAAAAAAUGGACAGGAAGAUGGAAGAGGAGGCAGUGAUCCAAGACGUCGAAUUGCCACAGAGUGCUGAACACAGUCUCGUGCCAGAGCUGGAGAGGGCGUCAAACGCUCCCAACAGUUCUCCGUGUAAAGUGGCAUAUCAAGCGAAAGCUGUACCUGUCAUCCCACCCAAACCUCAAAACUCCAAACUCACCACGUUCACCCUCAGACAACACCACCAAUAUUCACAGUUAAUGGACAUGGAUGGGCAACAUGUCAAACUGGAUGAAAUGGAUGAACGGCACAUGGACAGCGAAAACAAACCGAGAGAAAACGAAAAACCAGGGCAAACGGAUGAAACCGCAGAGCACUGCAAAAAACAUUUGAAUGAAAGCGAUGUGGAUGGGAUGAGUCGGGACGACGGGACAAAGCAAGAGAGGGAGGGUCCGAGAGAAAGGCAGGGGACUUGGGAUGGUGACAUCGAUUGCAGGGAAGAUGUCGUCAGGGAAACGGAGGUGAAGAGGAACAGCGCUGUCAGCAUGUGUUUUGAUGAAGCCGUCGCUCGCGCCACAGUGAAGAGGAGCAGAGAGAGAGAAAACACAGACAGAUUAUCAGGAGUUCAGAAGGACCGAGAGAACAGAAGAGAUGGAUCCAAAAACAGAGAGAAAGAGGACGAGAGCAAAACUGACUAACAUAAAUGAGGGGACCAUGUAUGAUCAGAUGUGUAAAAUAUUGUGUGCAAAGAACGGCAAACAAAUAAUGCGCCAAAUGCAUUCAUAUUUGACUUUUUUUCCAAUACCAAUCUCAUCAUAAAUCAAAAGGUUUUUUAAUUAAAAUAAUCAUAGCCUACCUUUCAGGCUUAUUCUAUCGCAAUAUUCAUACAGUCACCCUAACUAACUGUUCAUUUUAAAUAUAAGUAUUCAUUAAUUAUUUAAUCAAUGCUGUUCAUUUUCAGCCAGCUUGUCAAAGUUGUAGCGGUUUAAUGUAAUGAUCAUUGUAUUGUUUGUAAUAAAUGUUAAAGAAAUAUUUCGGGUUCAAUUCAAGUGAAGCUCAAUCAACAAGAGUUUGUGGCAUAAUGUUGAUUACCAUAACAAAUAAUUAUGAAAAAGAAAAAAGCAAAAAAGCACAAAUGUGUGUUCCUCUGAAGCACUUACAAUGGAAGUCAAUGGGGUCAAUUUCUGGAGGGUUUAAAGGCAGAAAUGUGAAGCUUAUCAUUUUAUAAAAGUACUUAUAUUACUACUUCUGUUAAAACUCAUGUAUUAUUUGAACUGUAAAGUUUUUUUUUUUUUUAAAUCGUCAUUUUUACUGCUGUUUUAGGUUUAAGUGCUACAUCGUCAUGGCAACGGAGUUGUCAAAUUGGCUAUAACUUUCCACAGAUGUGGUUGGUAAGUGAUUUUAUGACAGUAAAAUCAUGUUAACACACAUAUUGUUUAUGUCUUGUGUCUAUACUUUUGAAACAGUGAGUAUUUUAAUGUUUACAGAUUGACCUCCAUUGACUUCCAUUGUAAGUGUCUCACUGGAACACAAACUCUGUUGAUUGAGCUUCACUUGUAUUGAACCCGGAAUAUUCCUUUAAUGCAUUCAAAGGGACAUCAAAGGAGCAACUCAGGGAACAAAUACAAAAACAAACAGAACGCAACCCUUUAGCAAAGACAGAAUUAGACCGUCUGUUUCUGUUGUUGAAUACAUUUCCCACACACCUUUUCAAUUCAAUAAAGUAGUGUUUUCUUUA
Myxocyprinus asiaticus (Chinese sucker) is the source of this 5401-nucleotide messenger RNA. Its product is annotated as rho GTPase-activating protein 30-like. Gene Ontology annotation, molecular function: GTPase activator activity. The transcript has 14 exons. Gene Ontology annotation, biological process: small GTPase-mediated signal transduction. NCBI's taxonomy places the organism in Eukaryota, Metazoa, Chordata, Actinopteri, Cypriniformes, Catostomidae. The coding region runs from base 384 to 4361 and encodes 1325 amino acids. The record is from RefSeq and is a predicted model, not a curated record.